Messenger RNA from Bactrocera neohumeralis, 6264 nucleotides. RefSeq names its product protein rotatin homolog (gene ana3). NCBI's taxonomy places the organism in Eukaryota, Metazoa, Arthropoda, Insecta, Diptera, Tephritidae. The record is from RefSeq and is a predicted model, not a curated record. Gene Ontology annotation, cellular component: centrosome; centriole; ciliary basal body. Gene Ontology annotation, biological process: centriole-centriole cohesion; centriole replication; ciliary basal body organization.
UGGUGGUUUCAAAAUCAUCUUGCUCAAAGUUUUAACAUAUUAUUGAAUAAAAAUUUAAUAAUAUAUCAAUUCGAAAUUAAAUAGAUAGAGGAAAUUCUAUUGCAAUUAAAAUCGUGUAUUAUAGAUGAAGAUGCAAUUAAUAUGCCUCUGCAACUGGAUCCUUCAACAAUACAAAAGCUUACUCAUGAGUCGUCUGAAAUUCGGUUGCGAACAUUUGAACAAAUUUGGAAUAAGUUAAAUCGUGCUUUUGACCAUAAUGAAGAAAUACAAUUCAAAGUAGGAGAAUUGUGUAAACAACUCAUCCGUUGGUUUGGAUUUGAACCAAUAUGUGAAGGAAAUCGCGUCCUCCAACUACUUAUACAAAUUUUAAGAUCAAGCUACAACGAACAAGCUAUUAAACAACUUGGUAUGAAUCGUUUCAAGCGAGAGAUGGAUAAAGUUAAACUUCGAGUCAAAAACUAUCAAACCGAAUCACAAUUGGUGGAUGAAGUAAAAAGUAUACUGUGCCACUACCACGAUAGUAAAAUGAAAAAUGAAACGGAUAAAGUUAUUGAAGUUUUUGAAACUAUUUCACUUAUUGAUACAGAUGAAAAUGACAGUGCUAAAAGUGAAACGUUUUUAAGCAAUUUUGUAACCAAUGACUACGAACCAGCGUGGUCAAAACCAACACCGGCAGAUUUUACUGCACUCAGAUUUAUAGCAGAUCUUUUAACUAAUACAGAUGUUGACGAACGCGAAAUGUCGAAUGCCCUUCUACAUCUAGAAAUCACAAUGUUAGAUUAUCCUGCCGAAUAUAUGCUUCAAGCACCACAUGUAUUUUUGCGUCUUUUACAACUGUAUAAUUUAAAUGAUUUUGAAAAAUGCAGUGUAUUGGAAAAAGUUAUGAGGCCAAUUAAAAUUUACUUGCGGCUUCUUUUGGCCAGAUCAAAAGAGCGUUCUAAUGUAAGUGCAUAUUCAACAAAUACAGCAGCAACACUUAUAUCCGGAAAUACACAAUUAAAAGUGAGUACUAUUUUGCGCUUGGUUCUUGCAAAGAGUGUACAACUUUUGGAAAUAUUAGUGCACGAAUGUCGUAAAGAAAUGCAAUAUAUUAUGGGAAUCGCUAGAGACUGUCUUGAGCUGUUUCGUCUUCAACAAAUAAGUGUUGAUAAUGAUAUGUUGCGAAGGCUAUACUCAAUUAUACUUAAUCUUCAAAUUUGCUUUGAGCAAGAUGGACAUUUCACAUUGAAAAGAAUUAAAUAUCUCCUACUUGUAUGCCUAACAGAUGAUAUUUCAGCUCAUAAUAUCAACGAACAAACGGAGAAGGAAGAUUCAAAAAUGUUAGACUUUCUGCUACGUGAUUAUACAUUCAAAGUCAAUUUCCCGCAUCGUUAUCGUAAUAUUGAAAAACGUAAGCAAAUAUUUGGUUCUAAAACCUUUGAUCAAUGUCAAAAGCUGCAACAUUAUGAUAGCUCUAUUCGAUUUGCAGUGUCAUUACUUCGAAAUCCACGAACUAUCAAUAGCGAAUUAAUACUAUUGAAUGAACCCAAUAUUUUUGUGGCUAUAGAAAAUUUGAAAAGUGUACAAUUAACUGAAUAUGUAUUUCAAUCGAUUAUAGAUUGCAACGCACAAUAUUUAGAGAAGCCCGACUUGCGGUCGAAAGCUACAGAACUAUUACUUAAUUUAAUGCGGUUGAAACAUGAGCCACUGCGGAUACAUGUUUACAAAAUACUUUCUAUGGCGGUAAAACGGCACUUUGCAUGCUUAAUGGAAAACGAACGCUAUAAUAUUGGUUUGACACAUGGACAGUUGCUAGAAUGUCAAGUACUAGGUGUACCAUGGAGCAGUGAACUACUACUCCAUCUGAUUUAUAUAUGUGGCGAUAAUAAAAACGAAUACUUAAACAAAAUUAGUGAAGAAAUAUUAACGCUAAUAUUAAAAUCUCAGCACUUAUUGGGUGAAGAAUGGCUAAAAUUAUUACAUUUAUUUCUACCAAUAUUGCCUUUGUUACAGUGUUGUAAUCAAUCGCAAAAUAUUACACUGCUGUUGCAAAAACUACUUGAUCCAGAUACAAAACAACUGCCUUUUUUGACGGUAUUGCAAGGUAAUAUUAUAUUUAUGUUUCAUCACCACAGUAAUAUACGUAGCGAAGCUUUAGCGCGCCUUCUUUACAUUAUGAAUACACUACCAGACGCUGAUAAAUAUGUACCAAAUCUUCUACAUAUAAGCGAUGUAAUACCCAACGAUGUAUGUAUUUUAAAAAGUCCUCGGGAAUAUCAAAAGAUAUUUACAGACGUUAAUGCUUCUUAUGAAGAUAUUUUACAUAAUUUGCUGAAUAUGUUAGAAAUGACCGAUGUGGAACCAGUGAUACGCAAAACAACACUAAUGCAAUUGAAUGUUAUGUGCCAGCAAUGGGAAACUUUAACUACCUUUUGUGAAGAGAGUGCUCAUUAUUUAAUCUUACAAGCGCUUGAAAAUGCACUAUUGGUUACAUCGUAUGAAGAUUAUACCGGCUCUGCAAUUCCUGCAAUCAGUAUACUUUGUAAGGUGUUGUUAUAUGACGCUUCUCUGCGUUGCGAAUUAUCAGAUACACCCAAUAUAUAUAUUUUACUGUUACGCGCGAUUGCUCUCUAUCAAAAUGAUAUACAGUUACGUCAGGACGCCUGUGUUUGUCUGUUUCUCCUACUUUAUUCAAGUUUCAUUGUAGUUUUGGGUAACCAGCGUGUUGAGGCACCCAGCCUGUUAGGUAAUUUACAAUUGCCGCUAAACUUUGAUUUGCAAUCGUUUGAACAACACAAUACCGCGCUCUAUGAAUAUGAUCAAAUUUUCGCAAAUAAAACGGAAGCCACGUUAUAUUUGCGGCAUCUAAUAGCAAACACCUUUUAUGACGAUCAAAUUCCUGUACCUAAACAGUACUUGGAAGAGCAAAAGGAUUACGAUUUUGAUGCAGAAUUGCAUUUGCAAUUACGUGAUUGGCGCUUAAUGAGCGCUACUAAUUCGAAACAUAAUAUACAACGAUUUUUGAGAGCAAUUUUAAAUGCUACCGAUCAUAAGUCGCUAAUAUAUGCGAGCAUUUCAUUGCAAUUACAGCUUAGUCUGCGCGAUCAACAAACUAAUAAUGCCACCACAUUGAUGCCCGACAAAUUUGUCAACGAGCUAUAUGGUAUGAUUAGUAAAUACUUGCAAUUACCGCCGGGUAAUGAGUCGGAUUAUGAACUUUUUGAAGUAUUGAUCGAUCUCUGUCAAUUCUGCGUACAAUUGCCUUUGACUAUAAUAAAUAUACGUUUGGUAGAGGAUUUAAUAACGGAUUUUCAGCAUGCUAUUAUUGCGCUACUUAAAAACGAAGAUACUUCACUUCGUUUGUAUCACAAAUUAUGUGUUUUAUUGAGAAGUUUAAUGGAAUCCGUUAAAACUGUAAAUGGAGACAAAGAAAAGUUGCGUAUUUUACAUAGCAAUUUAUUUGAAUUGAUAUUCCAAUUGAUCACGCGGCACUUUCAAAAACGUGAUUUCCUACGCAUACGCUGCUUAUUGAGUCUACAAGCUACACUAAGCAGUUGCGAUAUUGCUAUUGCGGAUAGGCAACUCAUGGCAUACUGCAAACGCUUCAUAAAAUUAUCACUUGUAUUAAAGUCAUUUACGCAAACCGGAUCACAAUGGCAGAUUGAUUGCCUGACUAUUGUAUGUCGGCUUUAUACACAGUUGGAGGAACCACAACGUAGUUUUAAGCUUUGCCAAUCAUCCGUAAAGUACUUGAGUGGUCUAUGCGGGCAUUGUGAACGAAAAGUUCGUGCGCUGGCUUGGUGUAUUUUAACAUAUUUUUCACGCUAUGACGACCCGCAUGAUAACAGUACAACAUUAACAACUGGUAUUGACUUUUUAGAAAAUGAGUUAUCCUAUCUGCCUGGCGGUUUUAUGGCAUGUUGUCUGUGCACUUUUUUAGAUGGCGGUGAAUCGAUAGUGGUACGUCAGUUAGCUGCGAAUUUAUUUACCAAUUUUCUCAGUGGAGCUGAGAAAAAAGAGGAUGCAUUUCAAUUACUUACACGACAUAAAUUUCUAUUCUUUGCAAACGAAGCCAUACGAGGUUGUUGCAUAUUCGAACAAACUUUACCGUUACAUUUUGAUCAUAAUUCCCCAAUCAGCAUAACUAAUUGUGAUUUGAUAAGUUGUUUUUGUAAAAUAUGCUCUAGAAUGUUGGAAAAUAAACCAGAUUUCGCUAAAGAGUUGUGUGAAAGUGAUUUUAUGUUAAAAUUAUAUGAAUUACUGAAAAUGUCAGCGGCGGAUGAGAAUCCCAAAUACUAUGUCAUGUGCGGCGAAAUAUGCCGCUUAUAUGGAGCAUGUUAUCCAACAAAUUUCCUUUUACUGCAGCGCACCCUGUGUCGUGAUCAAGUUUGGCUUAAACAUUUUUAUCAAUUAUUCGACCAGCCAGAUAUAUUAGAUGCAGUGAUUGUAAAUGUUUUGCAGCUGCUGUUGGUUCUUUGUAAAGAUGAUAUGGCUUAUGAGAAAUUAUGUGACAACAUUUCCAAAGCGCCGGCAUCGCUUGUGAGGCAUUUGUUGCGCGCUUUUGCAAUUGAGAAUCUCAAUACACCGCUGCAACGAUGUUCAUUGGCAGCGUUGAGUUUAUUAUUAAUCAAAGGUCAGAAUAAAGAGAAAGAACAAAAUAGGCCAAAUAACAUUGUAGUGACACUGGAACGCAAUGUCGCAAUAACGGAUAAUAAAGACAUUAUCGCGCUAAAAGUGGCGAAAUUUACUGAAAUUCUGACGCAGAGACAGUAUGACAAUUUCAGUGAGGAUCUAAGCGUCGAUAUUGAUUUAGUAGAAAAUGAAAAUGCGAGCAGUAACAGUUCGUCAAUAACAGUAGCAACAAAAUCCCCAAUUGCUCUUAUCUUUGUAGAGUUGUUUCGCCUAUUUCAGCACCUUUACUCCAUAGCGACGAGCAAAUUCACUAACGCACCAACCAAAGCACAAGUGCAAGUAAAUGAAACGCUGGGGGUGAUUCUGCGAAUUUCUGUAGGCGCACGGUUGGCCGCGAAAAAUCUGAAACUCUUCGAUAAAAUAACGCAAAUUUUUGAUACAUUUUUUGAACAGUUCAAAUGCUGCGCUACUACUUAUGUACGCCGUUAUGGCGAGAACAAAAAAUUGACUUUGGUAAAAAAUUUUAAACUUUUACUAAACGUAUACUUGCAUUGGUUUGCCGCUGCUGAUGCAGCGCUCACGGAUAAUCUUCAAAGUGUAGCACUUUCCAAGCUCCUAAUGCAGUUGUGGCCGUGGUUGCCACACUCAGGUGACUUAAAAGAGCUGGUACUGCAGGUGUGUUGUCAUCAUAGUGAGCAUUCAUUUGCCGUAUGUAAACAGUUUGCGGUGCUGUUUUCCGGAUAUGUGCACUCAUUACUGCAAUUGGUCAUUAAGUUGAUCGUAGCCGAAACCACGAAGGUAAAAGCUAACAAUGCCGAAAGUUUCCCGGUUAUCAGUACGGGCUUGCGCAUAGUUAUGAAUUGUUGCUCGUGUGCAGAGGGUCGCGUCACCAUAACUAAGGCACAUAUGUUGGACAUGUUUGAUAGCUUGCAUCCGUUUCACUUAAAAUCGCCUAAAGUUAAAGCCGAUAUACUGCGUUCAUGGUUGCAGUUUUGGGAGUUAUUUUCACGCUAUCCGGAAGGUGCGCAUAUGCGCAAUUUGCGAGCUCUCUGUGAUGUAAUUAUACGGUCUCCUCCCAGCAGCACUGUACGCAUAUUGACGCUUCGUAUAUUGCGCAAUAUGUGUUUUUUGGGUAGUAAUCGUUCUGCUUUGAUGACAUCAAACGACUUUAUUUGUACAAUUGAUACGAUUGUUGGCGAACGACUGGGUUCGUCAGCAGCAUCAAAUGCGGAACAGAAAUAUGUUUCGUAUGAAGAACAAUUGAUAGCAUGUGUUGGUGUUUGGAAAUUAGCCUCCGGUGGUGCUAAGUACGUCGCUAUGCUACGAUGUACCAAUUUGUCCAAACAUCUGCGGCAGUUGAAUCAGCAGUUGGAGUCACUCAAGGAAACUAAUUCCAAGAAGUUUUCACAAACCCCUUUCGCUACAGAUUUGUCGUAUGUGCUAGAUGUAAUCUUAAAUAUUUUUAAUAAUUAGUUUUUUAUAUUUUUACUAUAUUUAAAUUAUUUUAGAUGAUAUUCUUAAAAAUAUAUAAUAUAAGUCCUUCUAAAACAAUUAAAAAUAUUUGGAAAAAAAUUGAAAAAAACACUUUUACAAAAUUUUGCUACCAUUGAAACUGUAUUUUUUAAUUUGUUGAAUUAAAACGCCUUUGUUAAU